Capra hircus (goat) is the source of this 888-nucleotide messenger RNA. RefSeq names its product olfactory receptor 2A14-like. The transcript has 2 exons. Gene Ontology annotation, cellular component: membrane. Gene Ontology annotation, molecular function: G protein-coupled receptor activity; olfactory receptor activity. The record is from RefSeq and is a predicted model, not a curated record. Lineage: Eukaryota; Metazoa; Chordata; Mammalia; Artiodactyla; Bovidae. Gene Ontology annotation, biological process: G protein-coupled receptor signaling pathway. Bases 1 to 888 code for a protein of 295 amino acids.
AUGGGAGGCAACCAGACACGGAUCACAGAAGUCACCCUCCUGGGAUUCCAGGUCGAUUCAGCACUGGAGUUUUUCCUCUUUGGACUUUUCUCUCUCUUCUACACCCUCACCCUUCUGGGGAAUGGAGUCAUCCUGGGGCUUAUCUGCUUAGACUCAAGACUGCACACCCCCAUGUACUUCUUCCUCUCACACUUGGCCAUCAUCGACAUGUCCUAUGCCUCCAACAAUGUCCCCAAGAUGCUGGCAAAUCUUACAUUCCUAUAUCUAGCUUUUGCUAACACAGAGUGCCUGAUUUUGGUGGUGAUGGCCUAUGACAGGUAUGUGGCCGUCUGCCACCCCCUCCAUUAUGUUAUCACCAUGAGCUGGAGAGUGUGCACUGUCCUGGCCAUCACAUCCUGGGUGUUAAGCUUCCUCUUGGCUCUGGUCCACUUAGUUCUCUUUCUGAGGCUGCCCUUCUGUGGGCCUCAUGAAAUCAACCACUUCUUCUGUGAAAUCCUGUCUGUCCUCAAGCUGGCCUGUGCUGACACCUGGCUCAACCAAGUUGUCAUCUUUUCAGCCUGUGUUUUUAUCUUACUGGGGCCCCUCUGCCUGGUGCUGGGCUCCUAUGCGCGCAUCCUGUUCGCCAUCCUGAGGAUCCAGUCCGCUGAGGGCCGCAGGAAGGCCUUCUCCACCUGCUCCUCCCACCUCUGCGUGGUCGGGCUCUUCUUUGGCACUGCCAUCAUCUUGUACAUGGCCCCCAAGUCCCGCCACCCCGAGGAGCAGCAGAAGGUCCUUUCCCUGUUUUACAGUCUUUUCAACCCCAUGCUGAACCCGCUCAUCUACAGCUUGAGGAGCAAAGAGGUCAAGGGUGCCUUUAGGAGAGUGCUGUGGAAGGACAGGCUAAUGUGA